AUGAAAAUGGAGAGAAGUCUCUAUCUAAAUGGCAAACCAUUGAUAAAUCCUCCAUUGACUAUUGAAGAACAAUUGAAUGAAAGACUUGAUAGAACAGGAUACAAAAUUGAUGAUUUGAAUAGAUUGAAUGAAAGGCCAGUUUUACAAAUUGUACUUAUUCAAUAUAUGGACUAGAUAGAUCUUGAUGGUCUUACUUCUGGUUACUUGAACAACAAUCCCGUAUUUUAGAUGUUGAAGCAGGAAAUAAUGAAUUGGAAUGAAAAGGUGACACUUCAUAGAGCUGAACAAAUCAAAUUAUCAGAUCCAUUAGUUUCUGACAAUCUUUAUAGAUAACUCAAGAAUUCCCUACUAGAAGUAGUGAGUACAAGGAACAAAAUAUAAUAAUAAGCUUUCUUAAACAAAGUAUCCAAUUGGUUCUUCUCUUAAUUACCAAAAUCUUAAACUGCAUCAUUGAAACAAUCUCUACUGGAGAAAAAAGACACUGUAUUUUAUUUAUCACUAUUAAAGACUCUUCACUUUAUUCCUAAUACAUACAGUGAAAAUUUCUAUGCCUCUGGAAUCGAAGAUUACACACUUAAAUUUCGAUCAGUCCAUCCAGAAUUCGAUCCUCCAGAAGAUAGAGUUAAAACCUAUCAAAGAAAAAACCUAUUAUCAGAUACUAGUACUCGUCCUGGAACAACACCAGGAGUCUUAGGAAUUUCGCAAUUUACAAGACCUUAAACUUCUUAAACUACUUAUAAAAUGAUUGAUCAAAUCGAAAAACUCUAAAGACCAAAAACUAACUAAUUACAUACGAUUCCAAAAUAAUAAUAAUCUUGGAUGUACGAUCCGAAUUUUCCAGUCUUAUAACCUAAUGAUGAUUAACAACAACAGUCUACCAGAAGAUAGAUAUAAAGGGAAGAGUCUCCUUUAAAAGCUGACAAACCAACUGAUAGAGAUAAAUUAGAGUAAAUUGAAGGCAUAGAACAAGAACAAGAGGAGGAUGAAGAUUAAUCACCAGACAAAUUAGAAGAAUCAAACAAAAAUUUAGCAUCUUAACAAGAUAUCUCACCAGUAAAAAAAGGUAAAAAAGGAAGAGCUGAUAAAUAUAUUAGUAUUGCUCCUUCAAAUAAAACCUAUAAAACUGAUUUUGAGACCUAAAAUGCCUAUUCAGUUGGAUAGCAGGGUAGAUUAGGAGAAUUUUAAGGUACAUUUCAAAAUUAUGAUCCUACUCAAAUUGAAGAUAAAAUGGUAGCAGCUAGGCUUAAUUAAUAUUAUACUGAAUAAAGAGUUAAAGAAGUCAAAGAAUAGAGGGAAGAUAUUGAAAUGGUUUAAUCAAUGAGAAACUGGGCAACUAAUAAAAGUAGAGUUGACGAAAUGGUACUUCAAUCUGAAUAUGUAUUUAUAAUCUAUAAUCUUUAUUAGUUAACUGCAAUGGGAUCACAAUUUUCGAAUGUUGGAAUUAAAAUUUCUGAUUUGUAUGAAUCUAAAAAAAUGGAUUUGGCAGAAGAAAAAGCUUAUGCCAACUAUCUUAAAAGAUCCUCUCUACCAAAAGCGAGAAUGGUACAGAGUGCUGUACCCAUGGCAAAGGUAGUUUAAAACACUGUCAUUCCAACUUAAGUGGAAGAAGAGCCAGAAGAUUUUUAAAGCAAAUAAGCAGAUCUUGAAAAAUAAAUUAAUUCAUAAAGACUUCGCUUGUUGAAGAUGUCUAGAGGAUCUUGUCUACCAGGUGGACUUAUGAAUAAUCCUAAUGAAGAAACCAUUUAAAGUAAUAGGGUGAUGUCUUCUAGUUGCUUUAAAAGUGCUUAACCUAGAAGACAAUUUAGUUCAAUUUUAAAAACACAUAGUAUUAAGUAGGAAAUGGACUCUUAAGUAAAAAUAAUUCUAUUAAAUUUAUUUAGAUUGGAGAAAUUAAACAAUUAAAAAAUAGAUUAGCGUCUGCUAAUAAAUUUGUUCCAAUUAAUAUUCUUUAAAAAUCUAUCAUGAUACCUUAAGGACAUGCAAAUCCGUAUAAAGUACCUCUACCAAAGCCAGGAAUUCUCUUAGCGAACGUUCCAGUUGAUUCAAAAUAAAGAAAAGGUAAAAAAAAGAAAACAUAAAAAUGA
Paramecium octaurelia is the source of this 2084-nucleotide messenger RNA. NCBI's taxonomy places the organism in Eukaryota, Ciliophora, Oligohymenophorea, Peniculida, Parameciidae. The record is from the annotation of a GenBank genome assembly.